GGAUUUACGGAAGCCGUGCGGAUCCAAAAAUGCUUAAAGCGUCUCACUGACAACCCCGAAGCUGCGACUCUGACAAGGAUAGUAAAGAGGUCGACGUCCGGCUGUUCGACUCAGGAGUGGACUGCGAUUUUGCAUCAUGAAAAUAUUAAUAGGAGGAGGAUCGGGCUUUGUGGGCCGUGAGCUGACUCGCCUGCUCAUAAGCAAAGGUCAUGAGGUCACGGUUGUAUCACGCCAGCCCGGUCCAGGGAACAUAACAUGGAGUGAUGUAGAGUCCAAAGGCCUCCCGCCAUGUGAAGGCGCUGUCAACCUGACUGGGGAGAAUCUCAUGAACCCCCUCAGAUGGUGGAAUGAAAGUUAUAAAAAAGAUUUGUUUUCCAGUCGCAUUGACACGACAAGAACUCUGGCUCAGGCCAUCGCUGCGUCUCCCAAUCCUCCCCACUCCUGGGUUUUGGUGUCAGGAGUCGCCUGUUACAAACCCAGUCUGACGGCCGAGUACACAGAGGACAGUGAGUGGGCGCCGUUCGACCUCCUCUCCAGACUUGUCAAAGAGUGGGAGGCUGCUGCACUUUUGCCCCAGGAGGUGGCAAACACCACCAGACAGGUCGUCAUCAGACCUGGUAGGUUCAUUCAUAUUUGUAUGUUUUACAUUUGGACACAUAUGAUUAUUAUGAUUAGACAAGAUAUGACGGACACAGUUCCUCCUUCCCCACUCUCUCCACUAGGGGCAGUGUUGGGUCGUGAUGGAGGUGCCAUGAAGCAAAUGUGGCUGCCGUUCUGGCUCGGCCUGGGUGGCACCCUGGGGUCAGGAAGACAGCCGUUCCCCUGGAUCCACGUCUCAGACCUGGCAGGAAUCAUCGCCCACUCCCUGGAGCCUCCGACUCCCGACACGUCCUCCGAUUCUCCACAAGUCCUAAACGGAGUCGCGCCUGCUCUGAAUAACAACUAUGAGUUUACCAAAGAGCUGGGCCGUGUUAUGAGGCGGCCCACCCUUCUACCUGUACCAGGCUUCGCCAUGAACGCCCUGCUGGGCUCAGAGAGGGCUGUGGUCCUCACACAGGGACAGAAGGUCAUACCAAGGAGGACUUUAGAAACUGGGUAUCAGUACAAGUUCCCAGACCUGACUUCUGCCCUGGAAGAGAUUGUUGGGAGAUGAGGAAGUGAAGGAAUCUGUACAAAUUUAAAAUCUUUAUCCUGGAGUCCAACUGAAAGAUGCAAGACGUCAUUUUGUCCAAUAAAAGUGUUUCAUUCUGUAACAUCUGGAAUCUCUGUCCUGGUUCUCAUCUUCAUCGUUAUUGAUCAAUGAUCCAAAAGUUUCAACAGGAAGUUG
Molecule: messenger RNA, 1327 nt
Organism: Cynoglossus semilaevis (tongue sole)
Lineage: Eukaryota; Metazoa; Chordata; Actinopteri; Pleuronectiformes; Cynoglossidae
Gene: sdr39u1
Product: short chain dehydrogenase/reductase family 39U, member 1
Exons: 5
Coding region: 137-1153 (338 amino acids)
Source: RefSeq, a predicted model, not a curated record